Molecule: messenger RNA, 432 nt
Organism: Closterium sp. NIES-65
Lineage: Eukaryota; Viridiplantae; Streptophyta; Zygnematophyceae; Desmidiales; Closteriaceae
Source: the annotation of a GenBank genome assembly
AUGGGCGCCUAUCUCUAUGGGCGCCUAUCUCUAGGGGCGCCUAUCUCUAUGGGCGCCUAUCUCUAUGGGCGCCUAUCUCUAGGGGCGCCUAUCUCUAGGGGCGCCUAUCUCUGUGGGCACCUAUCUCUAGGGGCGCCUAUCUCUGUGGGCGCCUAUCUCUGGGCGCCUAUCUCUAUGGGCGCCUAUCUCUAUGGGCGCCUAUCUCUAUGGGCGCCUAUCUCUAUGGGCGCCUAUCUCUAUGGGCGCCUAUCUCUAUGGGCGCCUAUCUCUAUGGGCGCCUAUCUCUAUGGGCGCAUAUCUCUAGGGGCGCCUAUCUCUAUGGGCGCCUAUCUCUAUGGGCGCCUAUCUCUAUGGGCGCCUAUCUCUAGGUGCGCCUAUCUCUAUGGGCGCCUAUCUCUAUGGGCGCCUAUCUCUAUGGGCGCCUAUCUCUAG